Molecule: messenger RNA, 1859 nt
Organism: Westerdykella ornata
Lineage: Eukaryota; Fungi; Ascomycota; Dothideomycetes; Pleosporales; Sporormiaceae
Product: metal-dependent amidase/aminoacylase/carboxypeptidase
Exons: 6
Coding region: 398-1663 (421 amino acids)
Molecular function (GO): hydrolase activity
Source: RefSeq, a predicted model, not a curated record
GCACUCUCACCAGACGACACCGCACACAAAGCACCGCGACCUCGUCUGAAUUCCUGCCCUUUGAUUCGAUCAAUACGGCGCACCCGGAGGUGUGGCAGCAUCAUCUUCGGAUUUUAGGGCGCCCGCGUUGAGUAAACGUCACAACAGUUGAUUAGCGGCUAGACCUGCAGAGUUGUGUAGGUUACCUUGCGCUUCUUGCAUCCUUCGAGGGUUUCCGUCGGCGGAGAAAGAGCUAUUCGAGGCCAUGGUAGCCGUGAUGCUAUGAUUUAAUGAGAAGCGACGACCUGACUGUUAUUUGCACACGACAUCUCUCCAGCCUACCUACCGUAUAUAUCCUCCCACUUUCCGCGACAUUGCGAGCCGUUAAAGACAGCAAAGGUUCCUCAUCAGCCAUAUCAUGACGUCUAUCAGCGAAACCGUCAAGGCGCACAGGCCGGAUUUGGGGCCGUAUGAGGAGCUCUACAAGCACUUCCACGCAAACCCUGAACUUUCAUUCCUGGAAGAGGAGACAGCGAGAAAGAUUGCCGAGAAUUUGCGGAAAUUCGACGCCUAUGAGGUCUUCACGGGCAUUGGAGGCCACGGCCUUGCCGCGGUCCUCCGCAACGGCCCGGGCAAGACCAUUCUCCUCCGCGCAGACAUCGACGGCCUACCUGUGCAAGAGCAAACCGGUCUUCCCUACGCCAGCACCAAGCGAAUGAAAGACGUCACUGGCGUGGAGAAACCCGUGAUGCAUGCUUGCGGGCACGACAUGCACAUCACUUCGCUCCUUGCUGCCGCCGAGGGACUUGUCAGUGCGAGGGAUAAGUGGAGCGGGACUGUGGUGUUGGUGUUCCAGCCUGCGGAGGAGAGGGGAGCUGGGGCGAAGGCGAUGGUUGAGGAUGGGCUGUAUAAGAAGGUGCCGGUUCCAGACUUUGCUAUUUCUGGUCAUGUUGUGCCGUUCCGAGCUGGUGUCAUUGGCACCAAACACGGCCUCGUAGCCUCCUCAGCCGAUUCUUUCCACCUCAACAUUCCCGGCCGCCAAUCCCACGCAUCAACCCCCCACACCUCCCUUGACCCCAUCCUCCAAGCCGCCCAUACCAUAACCCGUCUCCAAACCAUCGUCUCCCGCGAGACUAACCCCCUCGACUUCGCCGUCGUAACCGUCUCCUCCUUCCACGCCGGCGACGCCGAAAACAUCAUCCCCAGCCACGCAGACCUCAAACUCGACGUCCGCGCAGCCGUGCCGCAGACGCGUCAACGCUUGCUACAAAGCGUGCAGCGCAUCGUCGAGGCGGAAGCGGUAGCGAGCGGGAACCCGCAGAUGCCUACGUUGACGAGGACGAGGGAAUUCCCGUUCCUCUUCAAUGACGCAGGUAUUACGACGGCGUUGGAAAAGACGUUUUCGCAAGUUUUCGAAGUCGGACCCCACGGGUACAACGCCGAUAUCCCUCGCCUACAGGGCAGUGAGGAUUUCGGCAUUCUGGCGGAAAGCGUGGGGAAGCCGUGUUGUUUCUUCCUUUAUGGGAGUAUGGAUCCCGAGACGUGGGAUCGGUUGGAGAGCGAGCAGCGGUUGGAGGAGGUGCCGGGGAAUCAUAGCCCGAGGUUUGCGCCUGUGGUGAGGCCGACGUUGGGGGUAGCAGUGAAUGCGUUUAUGGGGAGUGUGUUGACGUUUUUGGGGGUUUAGGGAGGACCAAUGGGGGGAGUGAUGGUGUUUGGAAGAGGUGUUGUAGGGCAGACCUAGGUAUGAAAUCAAUGGUCUACGUCCAAUAUCUUGAUAAGACUAACAAGCAAGAUUCCCUCCUUUGCUUUGAUUUCAUUUUAUUUUAUAAAAUCCUGAUUAACCGGCCUUGAUUGGACAUUGUUCCUGGCGGUAGCUGCGG